Messenger RNA from Spodoptera litura, 1730 nucleotides. RefSeq lists its product as uncharacterized. NCBI's taxonomy places the organism in Eukaryota, Metazoa, Arthropoda, Insecta, Lepidoptera, Noctuidae. The record is from RefSeq and is a predicted model, not a curated record.
UUGGCGUAUAUAUACAUAUUUUGACGUCCGCCUACAGCAUUCGUAUCAUAUCGAGUAAUCUGUGCAGUGCAUGUGAUGAUUGUCAAAGCUUUUACGUUAUUAAUCCUCGUGCCGUACGCAAUCGGUGAAUUGUGUGUCAACUACGAUUUUGAACAAGGUUUCUAUGAAUUGUUUAGUGACAAUGGCGUUUGUAGUAAUUUCCCGCUCUGGUUUAUCGGUAAAUAUAAGGAUCUAAAUAUGAUCGGAGAUAGAGGGAGCUCAACUUUCAUCACACCCAGUUCUCAAUGGUCUCCAAGUUGUGCGUCGUCAUUCGUGUUCUCAAUGAAAUCAGGUGGUACCAUUGAAGUGGACAUUUAUAUGGAACGGUCUGAUGUCAGUGAUCAGAUUCAGGUGUUCGUCAGCCAAAUGUUGCCUGAUGGUGGCUCCUUUGUGAGAGCAAAAGCUGAGACUGGGGUUUCAGGAUACUCCCCGAAUGGAUGGCAAACUUUGAAGAUCACCUUAAAUGGUACAACAGACAGUUAUGAAGGAUUUAUAUCCAUAGUGGGGAGAGCAGCUGCAGAAUCAGUGGUACUAGUAGACGCUUUCCGAUACACACCGCCAAACGUAGACGACACAUUUUGCCAGGAUCCAAAGAACGUCUUAAAUCCAUUGGGCAACGUGAACAGAAAUAUAAUCUUCUAUAAAAGACCCACGAGAACUACUCGAAGAACUACGACGACGAGGAGGACCACCACGACUAAACGGACCACAACGACUAAACGGACAACAGUGACAAUAAGGACUACAACGACAACAAAUGAAACUACCAUAAAUGAUACAACUACUAGACCAAUCUAUAGUUCUACGUUACCCACUGUUACUGGUCGACCUCCCGCCAUUGUUACCGAUAGACCUACCUCAAGAGCAAAUAACGUAGCCCCUAUAAUGACUAUUCUUUUAUCUCUCACUGUACUAUCAGCGUUAUACCAAUUAUCCAGCUGACGCUCAACUACUGAAAAAGUACUCAAAAUAAGUUGUAGAUCUAAGUAUCAAGCUAUAUGGUCUUAUUAUCAAGCUAUUUAAUAUGUUACAUUAUAGUGGCACUAAGUGCCGUAAUGUGCACCUCUGCCUACCCCUUUGGGAAUAAAAGGCGUGAUGUUAUGUAUGUUAUAAUCUGUUUAAAAACUUUAAAGAUUUUAACUUUAUGUAAGCAACCUAGUCAAUCUGGAGCCUUGCACUCAUGAUGUAAUAUGGUAUGGCAUUAAUAGAAAGAUUAAUGCUGGUCUCAUGUAAUAGGUAAUAAGCCUAUUUGCAUUGAAGACUGACCUAUAUCCAUACCCGGACUUUUAAAUGAACCCUAAGACUUCGUGCUAGCAAUCGUACUUACGAUCACUAAGCUAACGCAGUAUUUGAGGUAGGACAUAAGACAGUGGGUAAUCAUCAGCUAUAGCCCAAUUUCAUUGAGCGCUUGUCUACAUGUAGAAUAGAAAACCAAAUUAUAAUUAGGGAAUUGACGUAAAUUUUGACACUUGUCAGUAUACAUUUUGAUUUCUACUCUCUCUGUAGACAAGCGCUAAAGUGGCUAAAAGCCCAUUUAUGAUAUUGUGCAAUAUCAUGCAACUAAAUAUUCCGAAUUCAUAUAAUAACAUGUACCUAAUGUGAAAUGUGAUAACUAUAUUCCAUGACAUAGGAAUGUAACUAUUAAUACAAAAUAUGUACAUAAUUUAAGAAAAUAAAAUUGUAAUAAUGAA